This is a messenger RNA of Racocetra persica, 593 nucleotides long. The record is from the annotation of a GenBank genome assembly. Lineage: Eukaryota; Fungi; Glomeromycota; Glomeromycetes; Diversisporales; Gigasporaceae.
UGAACAACUCAAACCUUUGGCAAAAUUUUGGCGAGUAUCAAAUAGCAGAUUACCUGAAUUAUUAAACACGGAGAAAAAAUUAAUUCUAAUAGACAGUAAAUUGCAACCGCUAUUAAAUGAUUUAUAUUUUGGAGGAACAUAUGUAGAUGUAAAAGCGAAUAAAAUAGAUGUCAAUACGGUAGACCAAUCUAAAGUCAAAGAAGUGAAAAACUCUUCACAAAUGAAAAAAUAUAAAGGAUAUUUAAAUUUUAUAAACGCAACCAAGUCCUUAAAUCAGUUAAAUUCCACAUUUGGCCAAAUAGUCAGAUUAUCUCAAAAGUUUAAUAUAACUAAUGGCAUAAUUAGCAUCGAACCCAAAGUUAAUAACGUAGUUGUAUACUUAAAUGAUACGAAUGAUCAAAAGAACAAAGAAUUUAUUGAAAGUAUUAACUUUUUUGAACCAAUUAUAAGGAUUACACCCUUUUUUUCAAAAAAAGAAGAAAUGAUAAUCAAACCAUCCACUUUAUUUGAAAAGAGAAACAUCAAUAUGAAGGUAGUAGGUGGAAGUGAAAUUGUUCAGUUUAUUGAAAACAGGCCUUCGAAAUGUAGUGCAG